GCAGUCUAUUCUUCAGCAGAUCCAAUCAUCACAUACUAAGUAAGCUCCAGCUGCUAAUCUUUCUCUCUGAAUUCUCCAUCACACAGUAGACAUCAGCAGGAGUAGUACUAGCUAGCUAAGCUCAAGAAUGGUGCGGAAGCCGACGAGUAGUAGAAACGGCGAGGCGGCCGCCGCCGCCGCCGCCGGCGGCGCGGCGGAGGAGAAGGAGAGGAAGGGGCUGUGGUCGCCGGAGGAGGACGAGCGGCUCUACACCCACAUCACCCACCGCGGCGUCUCCACCUGGAGCUCAGUCGCUCAGCUCGCAGGAUUGAGGCGGAGUGGCAAGAGCUGCAGGCUGAGGUGGAUGAACUACCUGAGGCCUGACCUGAAGAAGGAGCCCAUCUCCGAUCGAGAGGCGGAGACCAUCCUCUCCCUGCAGAAACUCCUCGGCAACAGGUGGUCGGUGAUCGCGGCGAAGAUGCCGGGCAGGACGGACAACGAGAUCAAGAACUACUGGAAUUCCCGCAUCAGGAAGCGUCAGUCCGCCGCCGCCGGAGCUAAAGGCGAGCCGGCGCCGGCCACGGUCAUGGAGAAAGAACCGACGGCCAAUGCGGCCACCGUGGCGGCGGCGCCGGAGGCGGCAUCUCCUCCUCCUCCUCCUAUCCCGGCGCGGCUCCCGAUGUUCUCCUGCCAACUGCUCGACGGAGGCGGCAGCGGCGGCGCCACCGCCACCACACAGUCGCCGCCGAACGCCGGUUCAUCGGAUAUCAGCGAGGUGAGCGCCUGCGGCGGCAACGGCGGCGGCGAGGACUCCUCCCGUGACUACUGCUUCUCCGGCGGCGACGUCGACGGCGACGGCGACAUGGUCCACCUCCUCGCGCUCGAUGACCUCGACUUGCUCGUCGAUGUCCCCGGAUUGCUCGACGUUGAUGCGUGGGAUUGCGAGCUGUACCGUGCAGAUUAUUCGACGAGUAGAGCUCGAUGAGUAAUUGAUGAUCAUCUUGAGUGUGAUUACUGAUUAGCUAGUUGAUUACUAGCUCAGCUCGCAGCCAGCCAGCCUGAAUCAGAAGCUACCUAGCCAGCCAUCCUAAGUGAUGAUGUUCAAAUUAAGUUGAUUUUGUAAUUCGGUUGAAUUCUGCUGUACUUAUAUAUUUGUUCAAAUAUGUAUGAAAUUGCUAGAUUUUUGGGAUA
Molecule: messenger RNA, 1170 nt
Organism: Oryza sativa Japonica Group (Japanese rice)
Lineage: Eukaryota; Viridiplantae; Streptophyta; Magnoliopsida; Poales; Poaceae
Product: myb-related protein Hv33
Source: RefSeq, a predicted model, not a curated record